This is a messenger RNA of Coccidioides posadasii C735 delta SOWgp, 972 nucleotides long. RefSeq lists its product as uncharacterized. NCBI's taxonomy places the organism in Eukaryota, Fungi, Ascomycota, Eurotiomycetes, Onygenales, Onygenaceae. The record is from RefSeq and is a predicted model, not a curated record.
AUGCACCUCAGAUACUUCUUCCCACUUCUACUUGGCCUCGGCCUUCCUCUGGCCUCUGCCUAUGAGCGGAUCCCGGCCAACGACACCGCGCCUUGCCCUCAUCCAGACGACAUCGUCUACUCCCCGUUCACCCCAUGGUUUAACUUCUACUCCGGCGGCAAACGCUCAUCUUUCUGCUGGAAAGCUGCCAUCUGCACCCUUGAGCCCGCUGACGAGGCGCGCAAACAGCAGUUCGGCGCCACGGCGCUGGUCAUGGGUCUGCUUCCACUUACGCUGCGCGACAUCGCCUGGCCGGAGCGGAGAAUCGUGUUGGUUUCUGCGCCGUUGCCGCGGCUCGCGGCAGUGGUGGUUAGGGGGUUGGGACUGGAACCAACGGUCAAGCGAGAGAUGAUGACGUGGGGAGAGGAUGAUGUGCAUCGGUGGAUGACGUGGGUACGCGGGAGUUGGUUCGCAGGGUUUGCGCGGCAGUCGAAGUCUGCGAUGAGAAUGCUGCUUGCAGUAUGCUUUGCAGCGUUGAUGGUGACGUAUGGGGCACUAGCGGUGGUGGAGUUGUAUUCAAAGGGCAGCGCGCUGGGCUGUACCUAUCCAGUUUUCGCGGUGACUUGGUGCAUUACCGGCGUUCUUCCGGCGAUUGUGCAUACUUUGUUUGAAAGCUGGCGCCGGCGGAAGGAUGUAAACGGGAAAACCAAAACGGGCAGGCCUUCUGCAGUGCAGGGUGUUGACGAGGCAUGGCCUGUGCAGCUCUCGUGGGCGAUUUACUACACUGCUGGGACGCUGAUAUACACCUCAAUCAUGGCCGUGACAGUCCUGGAGCUUUUUGUGUGGGUUGCUAUUCAGCUUUGUGUGACUGCGGCGAGCAAGCUGCUUGCUCUAUAUAUCUGCAUAUCGCUGCGUGAUCCUGUCGAGGAUGAUGCUACAUUGGACCUUUCCGCGGCCACGGAGAAUGGUGGCCCGUUGAAAGCUGACAGAUAA